AACUGCAUGGCCAAAUAAGCCAAGUAAUCCGACACUAUCGCACUAUAUAUUGUCAGGGCUCAUCAACUUCUGCAGAUCUGUUGGGCUCAUCAACUUCUGCAGAUCUGUUGGGAUUCAAAAUGCAUCGGAAAAAUUUCUAGCCAAUAAGUCCACCAAAAACUCCAAGAGAAUCGAACCCACCCCACCUUCUGUGGUUGGAACACUUUACAGGUCACUGUUCACUACAAUGGAUUCAUUUUACAACAAGAUAGAAGCACGUGAUCUGCUUGAGGCCGUCAUAGAUGCAAGGACGACGAAGGGUGCAAAGGUUGUACAACUGGCAUACUUUAAUAUGGUCAAUGGAAUGUCAGAUUUCUGCUUGGUAGCGGAGGUGGACAAACCAAGAUGUUGGAAGCUUACAAAGACCAACAUUGAGGACAACAGCCAAGAAGAAGUUGUACUACGCAUACAGGGUAUUGUUUGCAAUGCAAGUCUUCCACCUGUGAAACGACCAUUUAAAAUGUAA
Molecule: messenger RNA, 505 nt
Organism: Laccaria bicolor S238N-H82
Lineage: Eukaryota; Fungi; Basidiomycota; Agaricomycetes; Agaricales; Hydnangiaceae
Exons: 7
Source: RefSeq, a predicted model, not a curated record